Pecten maximus is the source of this 3220-nucleotide messenger RNA. RefSeq lists its product as uncharacterized. Lineage: Eukaryota; Metazoa; Mollusca; Bivalvia; Pectinida; Pectinidae. Gene Ontology annotation, biological process: protein modification process. The record is from RefSeq and is a predicted model, not a curated record. The coding region runs from base 216 to 1718 and encodes 500 amino acids. Gene Ontology annotation, cellular component: cytoplasm. The transcript has 7 exons. Gene Ontology annotation, molecular function: biotin--[biotin carboxyl-carrier protein] ligase activity.
AUUUCCUUGAUUUAAUAGUUUAUUUCUGAAAGUUUUUCUUAUAUUGUUUUAAUUAUUUAGCCCGUGUGUUGUGGAAACAGACUGCACAUAUUGUGAAUACAGCUCAUGUGAUCCUGGCAACGAAAUAGGUCAAAGUUCUGGUGGUUGUACUUCCGGUUGAGCUACUUUCAUUUUCACCCAGGCAAACUGACGUGUGGUUAGUGUGGAACGUAAAUAUGGCGCUUGAUACUUUUGAUGUGGCGGAAUUCGAGAAACAUCUAACUGCAAAUGAAUUUGGAAAGACAUUUAUAUAUAAGGAUAUAACGGAAACAACAAUGGACGAUGCUUUCAAGGCUGCAAAGGAAGGGAAACCAAAUGGUACUGCCAUUAUGGCUGAACAGCAGUCUAAAGCUAGAGGAAUGAAGAACCGAAAAUGGAAUGCACAGAACACAGGGAACAUAUACAUCUCCUAUAUCUACCAUAGACAAGCUGUUCUCGAGGACAGAGUAAAAGACGAGUGUCUCAUGGAGGUUUCCGGCGCUCUGUCUGUCUUCAUGGCUCUACAGGACAUUGGAGUGGAAGAUAUCAACAUCAAGUGGUUAAAUGACAUCUGGGUCAGAGGUCAUAAAAUGGCAGGGAUAUUGGUGGAGGAUAAAGGGCCACUGGACCAUGAUGAAUCAAAACACCUGUGCAUUGUUGGUAUCGGUGUGAAUUUGAAUGCUGAUGUGCGCAGACACCCAGAGCUUCAUAUGAUAUCAACCAGCGCCCGCAGUCAGCUGCAGGGCAAUAUUGUUAACAGAGAGCAGUUCCUGGCAAAAAUGAGCAAAUACCUGGAGGAGUUGUUACCUCUCACAAAGGAAGAUUUGUUUCAAAGGGCGAUAAAAUACCAACUUUUCCAGCUCGGUGAGCAAGUCAAGAUCCAUAGUGAUCUCGACGAAAAGGUGAUAGAUGGAACACUAGAAGAAUUUCUGGACGACUGGUCCAUCAGACUCAAAGAUGACAGAGGUGAGGUAUUGACAGCCAUGUCAGACCACUACUCCAUACGACCUUGUUCGACCUCUACUGUGUAUGUGUACAAUGGCAAGAUGGCCUGUCCUUGGAGCUCUGCAGCCCUGCUCAGAUGUAUGUUAUCGCUUGUGAACACGACUCACACGACCGUGACCUUUCUCAGUGAUUCCAAGAUGGCGGAAGGACUUUGGAAAAAAGACGCCGCUAUGUUGGCUAUAGGAGAGAUUGUCCUGAAUACCGAGGAUAUCAGCCGUGCUCACCAGACCUUUACAAAUAUACAUGGAUUUAUAAACAACGGAGGGGUGGUCAUGAUGAUGGGGAAUGUGCCCAGAAUGUUUACAACGUACCUACAGUCAGCAUCACCUACAGAAAUGACUUGCAAUUUGAAGCCAACACAUGUGGCUGAUAAUGCUGUGCUUGGUCGCUUGGUUGCCUUGGAUUUGAAGUGUGGAGACCUUACUCAAAUGUUUGGCUUCAGCCAUCAGAAAGAGGAUGUGGCAGUUACUGGAGGACAGACCUCCGAGGUUCUGGCUUGCUAUGAAAACCGUGAGGCAGCUGUGGUCAUCUCUACAUAUGGCGAGGGUUCGUGUGUGUUGCUGGGCUUCAACGCUGAGAUCACAUAUGUGGAGGAAUGUAUUCAUUUAUCAGAUACUGAGCUCCAUAAUCUGAGAGAUACUGUGUUUGUGAGGGAUGAACUUCUACUUUGUAUCCUGAAAAAGUUUGGCUUGUGAUUAACUUGAACCUUGAUCAGCUUUCACACCAAACAUUCUAUUCACAAAGUUCAUUGUAAUGUGAUUUAUAUGGGAUAUAUUUCACAUUCAAAAUGAAGGUAAAAUCAAUAUUUGAUGAUUAUUUACUAUUGAGUUUUGUUGCCUUAUCAGGGACAGUCAUGAUCACUAUAGUGUAAGGUUUAGGAGAGUUUUGAGAAAAAAAAUUAAACAUUUAAAAGCAUUUGAUUUCAGUUAGAUAAGAAAUGCACAAAAAAUAACGUUCUUGCCCUGAAGACUUGCUUUCGGGGCCAUAUUUUGGAAUUGGCCAAGAUCCUUGACCUUAGACUUAAAUUUUGUUAUCACCUUGUGAUGACUUGUGGAGAGGAUAUCUGCCCCUACAUAGAUGUGUGUGUGUACAGUAUGUACUUAUGUCCUCAAUGAUGUCCAGGUUCUACAGACUUACAUUUUUUAUCAUAGUAAAUCAUGAUAUUUCUCAAAUGAAUUCUACAUUUGUUACAUUUCCUUUUUGUUCCUGAUACAAGAACAUUCACAUCAUGUGUGAUGUCAUUUUAUGGUCAAAUUUGCUGUAUUUAUCAAAUUUAUGCUGUAAUUUAAAAGAUGUUUACUUUUAACUGUAAAAUUAGUGUUUGUUAUUGAAUUUUAUCUUGAUAAUUUUAUUAUGUUAAUUAAAAUAUAUAUGAGUUGGGUAUACAUAUACAAAGAAUUUUAUUAUAAAAUGCAGUUUGUAUAUAAAACUGAUUUAUUUGAACUAAAUGAUAUGUACUUGGUGCAGGGGACUUCAUAUAAUCAAGAUGUCUUCCAUGAUUUUUUCAAGCAUUUUAAAGAGUAAAGCAUUUUACCCAUUGUAUCUGUUAAACACAUGCAUGUCAGACACUCCGAUUCAUAUUACUGAUUUGUGAAAUAAAGACAGAACAUGGAGUUUUUGCCUGUUGUCAAGACAAUAGAGUUUUGUCUGUUGUCAAGGACAGUAGAGUUUCGCCUCUUGUCAAGGACAAUGGUGUUUCGCCUCUUGUCAAGACAAUAGUUUUGUCUGUUGUCAAGGACAAUAGAGUUUCGCCUGUUGUCAAGGACAAUGGAGUUUUGCCUGUUGUCAAGGACAAUGGAGUUUCGCCUGUUGUCAAGACAAUAGAGUUUUGUCUGUUGUCAAGGACAGUAGAGUUUUGCCUGUUGUCAAGGACAAUGGUGUUUUGCCUGUUGUCAAGGACAAUGGAGUUUCGCCUGUUUUAUAAUUUUGUUGACUUCGAAAUUAGAAAUGAAGUAAAAUUGUAAAACAGUUGUGUUAACAUGAUCCAUAUUUCAGAUUAUAUGUUACAUCAUGUAUUGAUUAUUGUAAAUUCACUAUUUGUUAUGAGUUGUAAAUUUGAACUAUACUGUGUUCUAGUCGUUUUUAUUGUAAUCUAUGAUGACAAGAUCUUUCACGAAUGUGAUGGACAGGUAAAAAUACCUUUGAAGUUUGAUGAUUUCUGUUAAAUACAUGAUAAUAAAGAAUUUCAAACAUAAAA